Doryrhamphus excisus (bluestripe pipefish) is the source of this 1486-nucleotide messenger RNA. RefSeq names its product nucleolar protein 7 (gene nol7). Lineage: Eukaryota; Metazoa; Chordata; Actinopteri; Syngnathiformes; Syngnathidae. Gene Ontology annotation, molecular function: RNA binding. The record is from RefSeq and is a predicted model, not a curated record. Gene Ontology annotation, cellular component: nucleus; nucleolus.
CGCAUACAUGGUUCGCUCAGCAAAACAAAACAUUACUGCCGACGGAAGUGACGAUCUCUUUCCUGCCCAAUAUGGCGACGAGAAAACGCGGACUUCGAGCCAGGUCGUCUGAAAUGCAACAAAACGAGCAGGCAAUGAAGACGUGUGGUGAAGAGUUCGACUCCAGCGACGACGAGGGGCCGGAGGAGGUCACCUUUGAGGAUUCAAAGGUUGAGGCGCUGCGGAGUGCCCAGCAGGCGCUGGAAACCGCUCGCAGGGAAAAGGAACUGCUCAAGGAAAAGAGGAAGAAGAGGCAACAACUGUUCCAGGAGCAAAAGAAGAAAAAACUGCUUUCUCUUGAAGUUUUGGAGGAGAUUGACUCUUCACGAGAUAGUCCAUCUAAAGAUGGCCAAAAGGCUCCCGUCGCAUCUCAAGAUGAAAAGCACCACAAAAGGAGAAUGACCGAGCAAAAACCGAGACGCUCUCGAAAACUGACAGGAAGAUGCAAGGUGAUGACAGUCAAGUCUCAAGAGAUGUCCUGCCAGCAGAAGACGGCGGAGGACUUCAUCAAUUCGUGCUUGUACGGAGCAAGAAGUCGCCGCACCACAAACAACCAGCUGCUGUCCCUUCGCAGUAAGACGGCUCCAAAAAAAAGUUCAGCGGUACAGUUUGUUAAGGAAGAAUGGGCUCAAGAGGAAAAAGGUAAAGCAGAGAAGAUAAAGAUGAGGUGGCUCCAAAAGAACAUUCCCUCCAGCUGAUUGGACGCCGGCAAGGACACGCCCCCUUGCUCCAACAAGAGCGGCGUUCACUUGCGGACACAAACAUGUCGGGCAAGCCUAGAUUGUAGGCAUCAGGGGUAGGCAACCUAUGGCCCGAGAGCCAAAUAUGGCUCUUUUGAUGGCUGCGUCUGGCAUUAAUGCUCCAAAUAUGAAGCACUCAUGCAGUGUAAUAACAUUUCUGGUCAGAGCCUAGAUAUUAAUGCAGUAGACACCAAAGCUUUUAUCAGAUAAUGUGGUAGCCUCCCCAGCUCGUUGAAAGAUCAGGAAGUAAAUUUCCCUCCUUUUAAUCAGUCCGCUAAUUCUGCAGUGCAAACCGUUUUAAAAACUUUGGUGAAAAAUGACUACCAUUAAAUUGAUUAGCUUCACUAGAACAUUAAAAAUUAAUUCAAAGGCUUGUAUUCUAAAAUUGUCAUGCUUAAAAAUGUAGUGCAAAUACAUUUUAAAAUGUGGCUUUGGUGUCUUAGCCUAAAAGGUUCCCACCCCCUGCUGUAUCUCUUGAGCCUCACGUCUGGACUGAGACUAAACAUCCUGCAUAUGACUUCAGGAAGUGUGCAGCAGCUAAUCAGAGAGCCUUUAACAUGAGACAUAUGGACUGCGGGUCACUGCAGCAUGUCAACCCUGUUCAGAAUAAAAUAUUGACAGGUUAUUCAAACUGAGAUGUUCCAUGAUGGGAGAUCAGAGUAAUUAUUUGUCAUCUUUUAAUAAAAAUCUUGUCACCCUCACAUAAA